Aspergillus lentulus is the source of this 6612-nucleotide messenger RNA. Lineage: Eukaryota; Fungi; Ascomycota; Eurotiomycetes; Eurotiales; Aspergillaceae. The record is from RefSeq and is a predicted model, not a curated record.
AUGGCCCAGUGGCCGGCCCUAGCGGCCGGUGACGACUCAUCCAUUGCUGAUCAUUCCUUUCGUUUCAUGGUGCACUGUACGGAUGUCAUCAAGUUCACUCAGGCUCACCCCGGCAAGUCAGCCAAGGCCCCCUGGGUCGAGGGCUUCGCUCAGCAAGCCCUCACCCUGGUCAGGAAGCUGCUGGAUAGCCGAUUCCGCGAUGCCGUAGCCGGUGACCACGGCACGAACGGUGCGGACGCUGGUGAGCACGGCUCGGCCACCUCCUCUUCCAUGACUCCUGGGGCCCGAGGGGUCCUUGGCUGGACCCAGCAGGUGCCGAGCAAUCCAUCUUCCCCGCCCAACCAUCAUAAUCUUCCUUCCUCUCCCCCAGCUGCACCCCCCCGCAGUGACGAGAACCGCAUUCGGAUCCGGUGGCGCGGACACGCGCCUGGGUCUAGCCCGUACAAGCGAACUGCCGUGACAGCUAUCGUGGGCGAGAUCCAGGAGAUUCUCCGCCGCAGUGAGCACCCCGGCCUGGCCAGCGUGCAGGUGGCAGGGGCUCAGGUCCUUCGUAGCGGUGAUCUAGAUGUUUACACCCAUUCUGCGUCAGAUCGGGAGCGUCUCCUUUGGAAUGAAGAGGCAUGGCUCCGGGAACUCCCUAAGGGCGAGCAUGCCUACAUCACCAAUCACCAGUAUGCUGUCCUUGUCCACCACGUCCCUAUCACUUACCUCCCCUCCCUGAGCGCGGUGGAGGCCCUCCGGGAGAAGAUCCUACACUGCAACCCAGCUCUCCGCAGCCCCAUAUUGCAUGUGGGCUGGUGCGGGCAUGACGCCGCGGCCCGGCAGUGUAAGCAGAAGUCUUCCCUGGUGGUCUCCUUCCGGGAUGCGCAGUCGGCAAACCAUGCCAUCCAGCACCGAAUCUUCCUGGAUGGCACCCCGCUGCGUACAGAACUAUUCGACCCGCUCUGCCGGCUCCUACAGUGCACCCGAUGUCUAAAUUAUGGACACGCCCAGCCCGUUUGCAUAGCUGAAAGAGUUACAUGUCUGUAUUGCGCUAACGCCCACGACAAGAAGUACUGUAAGGUCAAGGGGGUCCUAUCCCAACACCGCUGCGCCGUCUGCCAUGGCCCCCACCAAGCCGACAGUAAGCAGUGUCCCGUACGCCAACAUGAGCACCGAAUAUCUCAAGAACGAAUGCGAAACCGACCCCGAUUCUUCGCCAGCCCGCCCCAGCCUGCCGAACCAGCCCAGCCUACCAACCCGGCCCCGAACGCCAGACCGGCCCAGCCACCUGCGCCACCUCACGACGCAGCUGACACGGGGCCUGAACGGACCGAAACGAUCGGCAAGCCAUCACCGAAUCCAGAAAGCACGCGUCAACUGGCCGGCCAAUCAUCACCAUCGCCAGUCGACGCGUUUAAAACAACAUGCCCUUCCGCAAAGACCACCACCAUCCACCCGAUAAUCGAUGUCAGCCGCCAUCCAUCUCUACGGCUGCAGCCCACCCACUCCAUGCAGACUCGCUCCCGGAGCACGUCACCGAAACGACCCUGGAAAGCAACCGCACCGGACCCCGAACCUAGACCCGCAGCGGAGGAACCAGCACAUCCGCCGCUGCCCACCUGGGAUACAGACUUCCACAUACCGGUGCCAAUACCGCCGCAGACGACGGGCACCAGCACCCCCGAACGAACAGCUGAUUCGGCCUCCCCGCCCCCGUCCCUGCUCUCCAACCCGGCCCGACGCGUCCCCGGACUUUCCUCCCGAAUAUCGAACACGUCAAGCCUCUCAGUCAUCUCCCGCACGCCUACCCUCCCAAGCGACCUCACCUGGGAGGUCCCUGAGCUGCCGGGGCCGAAGCGCAAGCGUGGCUGUAGCCGGGGCCGCCGGCCCGUCACCAGCAGCCCGGAUCCGCUUGCUACCCCCAUAUCGAAACGCCGAAAGAUAUCCACCAAGACAUACGACACGGAAGACGAUAAUACUACUCAGGCCUCUGCCUCUGCGCCACAAGGCCUGCCCACACCACUCACCGGCCCGAGCCUGCCCACCAGGCCGGCCCUGACACCCGAGGCACCGAGCCGAGGGGACCCUGACUACCCCCUCCCGCCACGGCCCCGGUUCGCGAGACCAGGGCCUCCAGCGUCAACCACUGGCACCAGCUCAUCCAAAAUAUCCAAAAUAUCCAAUACAUCAAACAUAUCCAGCACAUCAAACAUAUCCAGCACAUCAAACAUAUCCAGCACAUCAAACAUAUCCAGCUCAGCAUCCAGCUCAGCACCCACCUCGGCAUCUACCUCAGCGAGCAGCGUCUCGCUACCCCCGUUCGACCCCGAAACACUGACGCCUUCGGCAUACCGCACGGCGCCCUUCCCCCUGACGUCCGACCCUGACCCGGCCCUGAACUCAGACGAAGCUGAAUAUGACGACCUCGCGUACAAGAAGGCUGAAACGGGAAGCACUUGGGGCGGCUCGAGCGCGUGUGACAGCAGUAUUUGCGCAGAGGAGGGCUGCCGGCACAUGGCCACCAGUGGCUAUGGCUGGAUAGGCGCCGGCGUUGGCCUAGCACCCCGAGAUGACCGCACCAUCCGAAUUCUCCAGUACAAUGUUCAAAAUUCGCUGGAUAUCGGCAUGGCACCUCUCCUUCGGGACCCCCGGCUUCGCGACUACGCGGUUGUCGCAAUCCAGGAGCCAUGGGUCAACACACACGGGGACUCUCCCCUGACGCACUUCCCCCAAGAGACUGCCGACCACUUCCAUAUUGUAUGGCCGGCUGGAGGCCAGGGACCACCCCGCGUCUGCACAUAUGUCCGGAAGACUCUGCGCUGGCAGGUUACUUUCAUCUCUGCACACGUCAUAUCAACAGCUAUCCAGCCAACGCUGGGCAAACCAUGGAUUGUGGUCCAUAACAUCUAUAACCCGCCGCAGACGACGGCGAACGAGGGGGUAACAGACCUCAUCCAGGCCCUGGAGGCCGCAGAUCGGCAGCAGCAGGCCUCUGGUGAACCAGCGGAGCAUGUGGUAGUUGGCGUUUUCAACACCCAUGACAGUCUCUGGGCUGGCGAGACACGCCGGCUUCCCCAGGCCCAGCACAAUCCCCCCCGUGCAGAAGCUCUGAAGCAGAUUAUCGAGCGGCGCCCACUAGUGCUGGUCACCCCAGCGGGCCUCAUCACCCGGCCUACCCCCAUCCCCGCGCGCGGCCUUGACCAAACUGAGCCAGGAGACGCCGGCCCGGGGACCCUCUCAGCAGAGGAGAGGGCCGCCGGUUCAACAAUUGACCUGGCCUUUGUUUCCUGGGACCUAGCAGAUCACGUCACCCACGUUCGGGAAGCCAACGUGGACGGUGACUCAGACCAUCUCCCGAUUGAGACAGAACUGGAUGCCACCUUCGAGCCGGAACCACCGAAACAGCGCCGGAACUGGGCCGCCAUGGAUCCCCAGAGGCUAGCCGCGACCCUUACCGCGCACCUCCCCCCUUCCCUCCCUGUCGACGCAAGGGAAGAGGACGUCGACCAGUUCGUCAGCCGGCUGGUCAACGCGAUCGGCACCGCGGUCGACGCCGCAGUUCCCUGGCUCCGCCCAUCUCAGCACUCCCGCCCCGGCUUCACCCCAGAAUGCCGUUCCCUGCUCCGAGAUAAGAAGCGCCUCCGGCGGGCCAUCUCCGCUUACCGAAGCAAGCACCGCUGCGAGGCCCCUCUGCCCCUGCGGGCCCAGCUGAUUCGGGCCACCCGGGCCUGCAAACGCGCCGUCCAGCGGUGCCGACGCGAUACCUUUCGGCAACAGAUCACUGACAUCGCGGAUAUGGACGACGUCUGGCGCGCCGUCCGCUGGACAAAGAACCGGGGCCCCUACCAGGCUUACACCCCACCUCUUUGGGACCCUCGUACUGGCUUGGUUGCCUACGGGGCUAAGGAGAAGGCAGAUCUCCUGGCCCGCCAGUUCUUCCCAUCGCCCCCGCAGGCCAACCUGGAUGACCUCCGGGGGUAUGACUACCCCGACCCGAUCAGCGUGCCAGAGUUUGGGGAACAUGAGGUCCUUAGCACCCUCCACUCAGUCAAAGCCGACAAGGCCCCUGGCCCAGACGGAAUCACCAAUCGGGUGCUGCAGGCAGUUAGUCACGUGCUGGUUCCGGGCCUGACAGGUCUGUACAACCAGUGUGUCCGGCUCAGCUACUGCCCAGAACACUUCCGGGAUGCCGCCACUGUCGCCCUCCGGAAGCCUGGCAAGCCAGAUUACUCAGUGCCGAAGGCAUACCGACCCAUUGCCCUUCUCAACACACUGAGUAAGCUGUUUGAGGCCCUGAUUGCUGCCCGGAUAAGCUACCUAGCCGAGGCCCACGGGCUGCUUCCAGAGAACCAUUUUGGGGGCCGUAAGGGCCAGGGCACAGAAAACGCCCUUCACACUGCUCUGGAAGCCAUCCAUUCAGGCUGGAAGAAUGGUAAGAUUGUCUCAGCCCUUCUGCUUGACAUCUCCGGGGCCUUUGACAAUGUCUCCCACGACCGGCUUCUACACAACCUCCGCGCACGUCGGAUACCGCAGGCCUACGUCACCUGGCUCGGUAGCUUCCUUCAGGGCCGGUCCACCUCGCUGGUGCUGCCCGAAUAUACUAUGCCGACCCGAUGGGUGGAGACCGGCAUCCCGCAGGGCUCCCCCUUGUCACCCAUUCUCUACAUCUUCUACAAUGCCGACUUGAUGAGCCGGGGGGACCCCGAAUGGGGCACAGACAAUAUCGGCUAUAUCGAUGAUACGACGAUGCUUGCGACCGGCGACAGCGAACGUGCCAACUGUCAACGGCUACGGGAGCACUAUCGUCGAGGAUGCCUCCGCUGGGCCGCCACCCAUGCUUCCCGAUUCGAACCCUCCAAAUUCCAGCUCAUUCACUUCCACCCCCCAGGCCCGACGAGCAACCCUGGCGAACCGCUGGACCUCGGCGAUGGGCAGGUCGUCGAGGCCAGCGCGACGGCCCGGCUCCUCGGGGUCAUUCUUGAUCAACACCUUACCUUUGAGGCGCACCUCAACCAUCUUGACACGGCGGCGACCCGGCGUCUGCAGGCAAUCAGCGCGCUUGGGGGCUCCAAAUGGGGCCUGCGGCUCCGGGAGCUUCGGCAUGUCUACACAGCCUGCAUCACCCCAAUCAUGCUAUACGCUGCCUCGGUAUGGUAUGCGCCGCCGGUUCGGGGCCGAAAGCGCUUCCAUAGCCAGCAAACAAAGGUGUUGAAUCGAAUCCAGCGUCGGGCCGGGAAGCUGAUCGCAGGGGCCUUCCGAACAGUCAGUGGGGCCGCGUUUGAUGCCGAACUGCACCUUACCCCGAUGCCAUUACUCCUUCGACAGCGCCGUAUCCAGACCCUUAUCCGAAUCGCUACCACCCCGGCCUACCGAAUGCACAUCCUGGACCGCCGCCGCCGGCACCACCGGAACCCCCUGUUGCACUCACCACUGGAGGCUGCGGAAGAAGAAGUCGAAUUAGCAACUGGGGUUGACCCUAGGGAACUGGAGACACGAUUACCAUGGGCUGUCCCCCCCUGGUGGGAGCCGCCAGAGGUGGUGAUUGAGGUGACGAAGGAGCGGUCAAUGAUUCACCACAACAUUCACUGCAUUGCCUACCCUGAGGCCAUUCGGAUCUACACUGAUGGUUCCGGCAUCCGCGGGCGUGUGGGCACCGCCGCAGUAUGCCUGGACCCCCCUAUCUGCCGUCAACGUUACCUGGGGACAGACGUCGAACACACGGUGCCGGUUGCGGAGAUUACGGGGUUGGUGCUGGCCCUGCGGCUCAUUAAGCAAGAUCUGGUGCCACGUGACGCCUGGGCCGCGGCGCGGGCAGCGUCGGCUGGGACGGCUCCCCACGGCCAACGGAAACGGGCCGAGAUAUAUUCCGACAACCAGGGCGCGCUGCGCACGCUGCUCGCCCCGAAGCAGGCUUCCGGUCAAUAUCUGGUUCGGGAGCUGGUGAACCUGCUUGACCAGCUUAAUCCAGUGCUUGAUAUCUCCUUCCAUUGGUUAGCAGCGCACCGUGGGGUUGCUGGUAAUGAGCUUGCAGAUCGCAAGGCAAAGGAGGCUGCAGGCUGGCGCCCAGGCAAUGGGAAGGGUGGGCUGGCGCCAGUCAUGAUGCCGGACUACCCUACGCGUGGGCCUCUGGACGCCUGGAUUAAGCAACACACCAAAGAGCAGUGGGAGGAGGCCUGGCAGCAGUCUGAGCAUGGCAGACACCUCCAGCGCUACCUCCCUGAGAUCUCCCAUCGUUCGGUCACUAUCUACGAUGAUCUUACCCCGGUUGAACGCAGCGUGGUGGCGCAGAUGCGGACCGGGAAGAUUGGGCUGAACCACUAUCUCUCAACCAUCAACCGGGCUGACGACCCUCUCUGCCCGUGCGGACGGGCCCCGGAGACGACCCACCAUGUGCUAUUCAGCUGCACCCGAUAUGACGACAUUCGGCAGGCGACGUGGGCCGGCACGGAAGGGACCCCCCGAGACCUAAGAGAGGCCUUGACGGAGAAGCGGUACGUUCGACGGGCCGCGCGGUUCAUGCUGAACACCGGCCGGUUGACGUAUCUGGCGGAGGCCACUGAGCCGGCAUGGCUCGAGCCGAUUGCCCCCAGCAGCGAACGACUACUGACAGCCCCAGCAGGCGAUGGCUGA